Orcinus orca (killer whale) is the source of this 2440-nucleotide messenger RNA. It is a transcript of the gene CBLN1, whose product is annotated as cerebellin 1 precursor. The transcript is spliced from 3 exons. Gene Ontology annotation, cellular component: glutamatergic synapse; synaptic cleft. The record is from RefSeq and is a predicted model, not a curated record. NCBI's taxonomy places the organism in Eukaryota, Metazoa, Chordata, Mammalia, Artiodactyla, Delphinidae. Gene Ontology annotation, molecular function: protein binding. Bases 390 to 971 code for a protein of 193 amino acids.
CGCGGUCCGCGCCUUUGUGCCCGGCGCGCGCUCUCCGCCCGCUCCGGCUGCAUCGCCGGCUGCAUCAAUAAUUCAGAGCGGCGGCGGCGGCGGGAGCGGCCGGUGCGGGCAGGAGGCGGCGGAAGCAGCGGGGAUCAAGCGGCAGCGGCUAUGCAUCCAAGUGCGGCUGGGCAGCCGCGGUACCCCUGAGGCCCGGGCAGGGCUCCGGGAAGCAUCGCACGGGGGGCACGCUUGCCCAGGAGUGCAACGAAGACCUGAAGUGUCCAGAGCGGCGUCGGUGGAGCUGCGCACGGAGCUGAGGAGGGGGUUACGGAGCGGGCCUGGGGCGGGGGGGGCGGCUGGCGCAGGCAGCCCCCGGGGUGGGGGGCGGGGUGGGCGCCGGCGCCGCGAUGCUGGGCGUCGUGGAGCUGCUGCUGCUGGGGGCAGCAUGGCUGGCGGGCCCGGCCCGCGGGCAGAAUGAGACGGAGCCCAUCGUGCUGGAGGGCAAGUGCCUGGUGGUUUGCGACUCCAACCCUACGUCCGAUCCCACGGGUACAGCUCUGGGCAUCUCUGUGCGCUCCGGCAGCGCUAAGGUGGCUUUCUCUGCCAUCAGAAGCACCAACCACGAGCCGUCCGAGAUGAGUAAUCGCACCAUGAUCAUCUACUUCGACCAGGUACUAGUGAACAUCGGGAACAACUUUGAUUCAGAACGCAGCACUUUCAUCGCCCCGCGCAAAGGGAUCUACAGUUUUAACUUCCACGUGGUAAAAGUCUACAACAGACAGACCAUCCAGGUGAGCCUCAUGUUAAACGGGUGGCCGGUGAUUUCAGCCUUCGCUGGUGACCAGGACGUGACCCGGGAAGCCGCCAGCAACGGAGUUCUAAUCCAGAUGGAGAAAGGCGACCGAGCAUACCUCAAGCUGGAGCGGGGAAACUUGAUGGGGGGCUGGAAGUACUCGACCUUCUCGGGAUUCCUCGUAUUUCCCCUCUGACUGGCUCAUCGCGGGAAUGGAGGCAGGGAGAGGGCGAAGGCAGGAGGGGAAAAUGAUAAAGAGGCAGAACUUUAGAGGACGAGAAAGCGGCACGACUUGAAACUUCCUACAUGUUCCCCAGCUGUAUCCGGGUAAAAGGUGCGCACCCGGCGGUCGGACAACUUUGUCCGUUUCCUCUACGAGAAGUAAAUUCCGCUUAGCUCUGCGCACUCCCAUUUCCCAAAAUAAACUCGCCUCCCCCAUUCCAGUGGCAGUAAUCAAGAGAGACUCCUUGUCAUUGUUUCUUACCCUCAUGUUCAUGUUCCCUACAAUUUAUAUAAAAGAAACUUUGCAUUUCACUGUAUAAUGUGAAAUAUCUUCCUCCUCUGAGUCGCCAUCUGAAUCUUUACAACCGCUGAAAUCUAAUAUGUCCCUCCCCCCCUUUUUUAUUUCGGAGAGGGGGGAAGGUUUUUUUGUUUGUUUGGUUUUUGUUUUUUUGAUGGGGAGGUAGUUUUAAUUUGGCAAGUAUUGCUCGGAAAACACCGCUCGAAUUAAUUAGCUGAAGAUACUUUGUAUCCUCGGCUGCUUGUUAGCAGAGAAAGGACUCACCUUAGUGGUGACUGGUUUAAAAAAAAUAUAUAUAUAUAUAUAAAUAUAUAUCAUUUGUACACGAAGAACUCUUCCCAGUGGAAACUGGCUGUAUUUCCGUAUUUCUAUGUCCUAUUCGGAGUGAUCGUGAAAUCUAAGGCUGCUUGACGUUCUGAUGCUUGUUAAUGCCCUCGUGUUCUGUGGCUCCACUAAACGCCAGGAGGUUCUUCCGGACGCUUCCUCGUCCUCUGUAACAUACCUGUGAAUAGCCAAGAUUUAAUUUUGCUUUAAUCCAAUAAAGUUGAAGUGGGACUUUUAUUUUUCUGAAACGGCUUCCUCAAGUCCGCACCUUCCCCAGUUGCGAGGUCUGGAGGCAGGGGUGCGGAAGCGCGAGAUUCAGAGGGGUAGGGGACUUGGUGGGAUGCAACCCAAGAAAGGCCAGGGCAGGAGGGCUUCCUCGCCAAAUCGGCCUGCGCUCCUUCCUGCGCAGGCCUAGGGCCAACCCUGCAUUCGCCCCGUGCUCCCUGCUUUGGCGCAAACGUAAGAAAUUGGGCUGAAAUCUUGCUAGGCCAGGCCCGGCUGCCGGCCUGGAAGCGAAGUUUGGGCUUUUCGCAGUCCAAAUGCAUCAGGAGUAAUCCCAAUUCGAAGAGCCGGAACCUUUCUGCCCUAAGCGUCCCGCUUCCCACGCCUCUGCCUCUGGACUGUCCGCUCAUAGAUCCCGAAGCAGCGUAUGUUUUAUUUCGCCGCCUCUGAAUCCCGAGUCCUCCCUGCCGUAUUACCCCGCCUCCGGGACCUGUGAUCGCGCUCAUCGCAGGACUUUUAUUCAAGAGGUUCGUCCAGGAGUUUUGAUUGUAUCGGAACAUAAUGUGAAAGCAAAAUUGAAAUAAACGACUUCGUUUUAA